Brugia pahangi is the source of this 336-nucleotide messenger RNA. Lineage: Eukaryota; Metazoa; Nematoda; Chromadorea; Rhabditida; Onchocercidae. The record is from the annotation of a GenBank genome assembly.
AUGCAUUUCGUUUUGGCAAUCAAUCGACUUUGGGCAAUUUCAUAUCCGAUGAAAUAUCAUCGCAUUUUUAAUCCCAAAAAUGCUUGGAUAACAGUCAUAUCUCUAUGGUCAUUUAGUAUGCUAAUCACUCUGCUUUAUUACAACGUCGAAUGCCUGCUUUAUGUCGAAGCUUAUAUUCAUUCAUGGUCAAACCUUUAUGGACCAUGUAAUCAUCCUUUCUUCGCUUAUAUUGCUAUGUUCCUGUCAGAUGGUGUCAUCGUUAUCACUGUUAUUAUCGAUGCCAUUGCUUUUUAUCGCAUCAUCACUUUUAAUUUCACAGCAGCUAAGUUAUUAUAA